AUGACAGGCAAGCUACGGAUAGGUCUCCUGGGUGCGGCAGGGAUUUCGUCUAAAACUGCUAUAGCAAUUGCUUCUCAAGAAUCUGAGUGUGUGGUAACAGCCAUUAGCUCUAGGAGCGAAGAAAAGGCAAAGAAAUUCGUUAAAGAUUGCCCUGGGUUGGAUUCAUCAACAACCAAAAUAUUCGGUGGAGCAAAUGCCUAUAAUGAAUUGAUUCAGUCUUCAGAUUACGAUGCCUUGUAUAUUCCACUUCCUGUCGCCGUCAAGAAAGCUUGGAUCCUCCAAGCCCUGCAAAAUGGCAAGCACGUCGUACUGGAAAAACCAGCGGCAUUGACUGCAAAUGAUUAUCAAGAAAUGCUGAAGGUCGCUUACGCCAAUGGGAAAUUCCUGCUCGACGGAACCAUGUUCCCGCACCAUAGUCGCAUGAGCAACAUCUUGGAACGUGUUGCCGCAGGUAAUGAUGUUGGAAGUGUGGAUCGAAUACAAUGUAGUUUUACGUUCUUGGCGGACGAGGCCUUCUUGAAUGGUAAUAAUAUUCGAGCACGCAAAGAAGAUGGAGAUCCACAUGGGUGUAUUGGUGAUGUGGGUUGGUACUGCAUUCGGUUUGGGCUCAUGGUUUACGAACGACUAGGUAUCAAUGUUAUCAGUGCCAAAGUCGUCGACUGUGAAGUCAACCAACAUGGUGUCCCAAUCGAUGCAACCUGUGUAGUGCGUUUCGAGGGCGGCAAGGUGUUGUGGUUUCACUGUGGCUUCAAGACACCCUUGAGACAACAAUUUGAGAUUUGCGGUUCCAAAAAGAGCAUCCUGCUGGACGACUUGGUGCUUCCACGCGAGAGCCCAUCCUCGUUCGAGUUGAAGUCUACCAAAUUGACUGCGCAUGAUCUCGUGACGGUCGACGAGAAGGAAACGGUAGAUUGUCCCAAUAGUCCACCACAUGAAGUACUCCUUUGGAAAACCUUCCAAUCGAUUGCACGCCGUUUGGAUGCCAGCACACAAACAGGGGCUUCCGAGUGGAAGGGCGACACUGCCGCGGAAGCGAACAAAUGGGGUGCCAUGUCACUUUUGAACCAAAAAGUGAUCGACGCUUUGAUGAAGAGUAUUGCUGAAGAUGGAUCGGAAGUAAAGAUAAUUGGUUAG
Molecule: messenger RNA, 1134 nt
Organism: Cylindrotheca closterium
Lineage: Eukaryota; Bacillariophyta; Bacillariophyceae; Bacillariales; Bacillariaceae
Source: the annotation of a GenBank genome assembly